Molecule: messenger RNA, 2256 nt
Organism: Neodiprion virginianus
Lineage: Eukaryota; Metazoa; Arthropoda; Insecta; Hymenoptera; Diprionidae
Product: organic cation transporter protein-like
Exons: 10
Coding region: 712-2226 (504 amino acids)
Biological process (GO): transmembrane transport
Cellular component (GO): membrane
Molecular function (GO): transmembrane transporter activity
Source: RefSeq, a predicted model, not a curated record
UCUCUCUUGCUCUUUCUCUCUCUCUCUCUCUCUGUCUCUCCCCCUUCUUCACCGCCUCGACUAGUCGAAACACAACUUGUUCACUCCGUCUCUCUUUCCCUCUCUAACACACAAACUUACACAGCUACGCGUAUAUACGGACAGAGUUUCGCCUCUUUCAUCUUUUGUACACACCGAACGACACGACCUUUAGUCCGAAGUUCUCCGGCAGUAGUGGAUUAUAGCGGAACGUUGUACGCUCUUGUGCCGAUAUCUGCAGGACGUGAGUAACGAAAGAGCGAAGAAGUACGCUAAACAGUCGACCAAUUUUCGGUGGGGAAAAUAUAUAUAUACUGAACAAGUGUCGACGACUCGAUUAUACCAAAAGCUUGCGAGAACACACCGAAUGAUGCACGCGACGAACAAUUGGUGACACUGAAAAACUUGUUGUGAUAUAUACAUAUGAGGAUAAAGUACAGACCGAGAGUCGGAGAAAAUAAAUAUUGGUUAUCGAAAAGUUGUUACUGUGACACUGCGCAACGCCACCGAGGAGGAUCAUCGAGUCAGGAACAGUGUUUUGUUCAAUAAACGUUCCUCACUCACCGUCGCCCCUGCAGCGGUAGUUGUGUCGUGACAGCGUCAAGUUCUCCUCACCACAUCUCAGAAGAUUGGAUCGACGUCCCGCUGCAGGUUCUCCUCUAAUAUGCCUCGAACGAUGUGGUGCAGGAGGCCAUGGGGCAUUACGGACCGUGGCACAUCCUUAUAGCCGUAUCGCUUUCCCUCGUUACAUUUCCAGUCGCCUGGCAUCAGCUCACCACAGUUUUUUUAGCCCCUCCGCCAAUUUUCAACUGCAUAUCACCAGAGAGUAUCGCUAACACGUCGAUGCGUUGCGAAGUUGACGUUGGUAAUAACGUCACGGAGAAAUGCACUGCGUUCAAAUACGACAGAUCCGUAUUUAGGGAAACUAUCAUAACGCAGUGGGAUUUGGUUUGCGAUAGAAAACAAUUGGCCAACGUUGCUCAGACGGUAACCAUGUUCGCGGUGCUGAUAGGAAACAUGGCAUUCGGGAUUAUAGCUGACAGGAUAGGCAGAAAAAUUCCAUUGGUGAUCGCGGUGCUGCUUCUGUCUCUGACAGGAUUGGCCAGCGCUUUUGCACCGUAUUACGAAUUGUUUUUAGUGUUGAAAUUCCUCGCCGCAUUGGCGACCGGUGGUUCAAUGCUGAUCAGUUUUGUAAUAAUUAUGGAAAUCGUCGGUGUCGAGUGGAGGCCAAUGUGGUCGGUUUUGUUCCAUCUUCCGUUUAUCACCGGUCACUUGAUUAACGUUCUGAUAUCGUACGCCACGAGGACCUGGUACGGUUUUCAAAUCGCGAUAUCAGUACCUCCGAUAUUAUUGCUGUCCUAUUAUUGGAUAAUUCCCGAGUCUCCUAGAUGGUUGUUGGCAGUCGGUAGGAUUGACGAGGCCGAGGUGAUACUGACGAAAGCAGCUAAAAGGAACAAGAUACCUCACGAAAAUGUUAGACUCGCUAUAGAGUCGUACAACGAUUUGAAUCCGAGGGAUCCGCAGGCUGUCACUGAAAAGUACAGCAUCGUUCAUCUUUUCAAAACGCCGAAUCUUCGAGUCAAAACGCUUUGCGUAUGCGCCAAUUGGCUAUCAUGCGGUAUUUGCUUCUUUGGCCUUACUCAAUAUGUCGGCACACUCAGCGGCGAUAUAUUUGUCAACGUUGCCGCUGCUGCCUCGAUGCAGCUCCCGGGUACAGUUUUGGUGCUGUUUCUCAUCUCGAGAGUUUCUCGCCUAAAGGUGUUGAUGGGUGGUAAUCUUUUGUCUGGCCUCAGUUUGCUACUUCUCGUUUUUAUAUCAAACUCAACGGCUCGGGUCACUCUGGCGACGAUUGGUCUCGUCGGGAUGUCGAUUAGCUUUCCCACCGUUUACCUUUACAGCACCGAAGUAUUUCCGACUGUCGUCAGAAACGUGGGUCUCGGUUUGGCCAGCGUUUCUUCUAGGAUAGGCAGCAUGGUUGCUCCUUACAUCGCGACCAUGCACAACGUUCAGCCCUGGCUGCCUCCUCUGUUAUUCGGCAUAGGGCCGUUGAUCGCGGCAGCCUUGUGCUUAUUUUUGCCGGAAACGAUGGGUUGCGAAUUGCCGGAAACUAUCGAGGACGGUGAAAAAUUCGGCAAAUGUUUUUCAGGAAGGAAAGAUCCUCUGAGUCAAGAAAUACGCAACAAGUCGAUGCGGAGUUACACCUCGUGAGUUAGUGAGAUAUUUGUGUUUUUUUUUUUU